Planococcus citri (citrus mealybug) is the source of this 1726-nucleotide messenger RNA. RefSeq lists its product as uncharacterized. Bases 194 to 1249 code for a protein of 351 amino acids. The record is from RefSeq and is a predicted model, not a curated record. The transcript is spliced from 8 exons. Lineage: Eukaryota; Metazoa; Arthropoda; Insecta; Hemiptera; Pseudococcidae.
GUUACUUAAUGGACGCACCUUGCGAACAUAUUCGAUAAUUUCUUCAUCGUGUUUUUUAACGAUCGCGUAGUAUCUUUAAAGGUACUUGGUUUUCAUUGGAAAAUUGACCAAAAUCUUGCCAACUAUAGAUGUGCUGUGCAUCAAGUCAUCCAGAAAUGGUAAAUUUACGAUCGGAGUGACCACAUCGAAGAGUAUGCCAACAUCGCCUGUUAUAGAAAAUACAUACCGGACUGAGAACCCACCUCAAUGCUCAGUGGCCACGAUAAAUUCGACGGCUUUUCAAAUAAACAUACACGAACCAGAUCUUAUCCAUUGCGGAGUUUAUUAUUGUAACUCGGAUACGGAGAAUAAUCUGAUGUGUAUGAAUCUGCGAUUCCCUUUGAUACCGGGUAUUAAGACCAGCGAUGAUGUAAGCGUGAGAAUCCAAUGCCAUCCGCAACAACAACUGUUAUCUCAUGUCAAACAAUUGCAAUUAAAGCCAUCACACCUCAAUUUAAAUAUAGGCAGAUCAUUGCCACCGAUAUCGACUGUAUCGAGUAACAAUGCAGCUCAAGAAUUACACACAGAUGUAAAUCUAUAUGCACUUACCAGCGUAGGAUACACUUAUUUGAUUCGGAAUAACGACGUGGUUACGUUAGGAGAGGAAUUGCAACUCAGAGGAGUAGUCAGACAAGGAGAUGGGUGGCAAUACUCUAGAUUUGGAAAAAUCACUAUACAAAGGGUUCUUGCUCCUUCUUCAGGAUACGUUUACGGUGAAAAUAACGAUGCUGUGGUUGUAGUUGCUGAUGAUGGUUGCGUUAAUUCAGCUAUGAAGGUCAUAUGUCCAAAUUCUCCAUUCAACGAUCCUGCAAAUCCGCUGGUAUCGAUGGUGAACAUGAAGAUGUUCAUAUUUAAUAAUAUGAAAGAUGGAGAUGAAUUGACCAUGUCAAUUACCAUGUUCGGAUGCGUUCAUUAUGAAGAUUGUUUUAUUGAAAAUUCGUGUCAGAAUUGGUCGAAAGAGAAUCGAGUCAAGAGGUCGAGUCAUCGAGAAACCAAUAACACGAUCGAUUCGACUUCGGAAAUUACAAUUAAAAUAAGAACGACACCGAGUCAAAAACGAAUAAUGGAAUGCAACGAAUACGAAUGUAAAGAGAUUACAAACGAAGGAAAUAAAUCUUUGAGAUUUUACGUUGUGUUGGGAGGUUGUCUCACUGGAGUAAUACUUGGCGCAGUGUAUCAUUAUUACUCGAUUAGAUCGAUAGUGAGAUGAAUUCGUUUAUACCUACCAAUAAUUUCAGGGAACUUCAUAGCUCAUGCUAGUCAUGCUGAGACUUACUUAUUGGACCUCAGAAAAUUAUCGACGGAAUAAACUUUCAGCUGCUUGCAUUCAUUUUAUGGUUUCGAUGAGGAUUUCAAAAAAACAUAAAUAAAUAAAAAUAAUUACGUUUACAUGAGUAUUUAAAAUUUGUAAUUUAGAACCGAGAACUACCUAUUGAAAAAAAUGAUAGAUAGGUAGGUAUCUAUUUGAUGUUUCAUGACUUCGCUCGACCUUUGAUUUUCACAUUCGGUGAACCAAACAUGUGUACUUAAGCGUAACCUUAGUUUAGAUUGCUGCAUUAUUCGUUAAAUAGUACACUCGGUACUUACGUCCUAAACCUACGUACAUAAUUAUGUGUGUACUUAAGCUACAUUCAAGUUACUGUUCUGAUUGUUUUUAACACUGUUUAAUAGAAAUAUUACAAUAUAG